Drosophila serrata is the source of this 2751-nucleotide messenger RNA. RefSeq names its product RNA-binding Fox protein 1 (gene Rbfox1). The record is from RefSeq and is a predicted model, not a curated record. Gene Ontology annotation, molecular function: mRNA binding. NCBI's taxonomy places the organism in Eukaryota, Metazoa, Arthropoda, Insecta, Diptera, Drosophilidae. Gene Ontology annotation, cellular component: nucleus; cytoplasm. Gene Ontology annotation, biological process: nervous system development; regulation of alternative mRNA splicing, via spliceosome.
CUUCGAAAAUUCCUUGGGCCAUCCGUAUCAAUCAUUGCCUAAAGGCUUUAGGCUUACACGUCCUUUGGGGACUCAGUGUGUGUCCUUUCGUGCCGGCUUCAAUUAGCAGUUUCUCCUCCUCGUCUUGUGUAUCUGUGUGUGUGUGUGUUUAUGUGCGUUGGAUUAAUGAGGCAAAAGUGUUUUAUCGUGUCCUACGUUAAAUAUUUAACACAAUAUCAAAUAAAUGUUGCAUAAGCCGCCUGUCAUUUAGCAUCAUCUUGUGCCAAAAAGGAGUAUAGUGGUCUUUCGUGCGUGUAUUUCUGUGAGUUUUGCUUCUGCUUUUGCCACAAAUAACAUCAUAAGGGGGAUUUUGUCUUUGCGUUUCGCAAACAAUCCGAUCAAGUAAACAAACAUAAAGAAAUGAAGUCGAAUCAAAAUCCCCUAAUAAACUGCUAGAGUCCAGAGGUCAAACCACAGCCUCUUAUCUCCCCCGCCCACUUGGGAUUUUACUGUUAGGAAAUCACGUCACGUUCCACUGACCUAAACAAAAACAAGAACAAGAACCAAAAGAAAGAACAAAAAAACAACAAGACGCGAAUUCAAUUAGGAGCCAAAAAUAGGCGAAAAGCCUCUAAAAAGAAUCGGACAAAUGUCAAGUCGCCAAAUAAUACAAUAAAGUGUCAAUUGUGUAUUGCAUGCAACGUGAUAUAGCUAUAAAACAAAACAACAACUAAAAUAUAUAUCUUGUCAAAAAAAUACACUGCAAAAAUUGAAGAAAUAACAGAAGAACAAAUGUCUGCGUCGGCAGUUGAAGUUAAUGGAAAUGUUUCGCCAGUGGAAUUCCAUCAGAGGCAACAGCACAUGGUGCAGGCGGGCGUGGCGCCUUUCCCGGGCGCUCCGGCCGGCUAUGCCGCCGCACCAGGUCCAGCGGCAGCGGCUGCAGCAGCGGCGGCCGCCGCCCAGCAGCAGCACGCCCAACAGCAGCAGCAGCAGCAACAACAACAACAGCAGCAGCAGCAGCAGCAGCAGCAACAGGUGGGCGGUGCCAGUGUAGGCGGUGGAGCCACCAGUGCCGCCGACAGCCUCUCGCUGGCAGUGGCUGCGGCAGCUGCCAAACAGCAGGCUGAACCAGUUAACCAGACCGCCGGCGAUGGUGCCGGAGCAGGAUCUGGAACAGGAGCUGCUGGCGGCAACAGUAACUGCAACAGCAAUACAGCAGUGACAGGAGCGCCAGGAUCCGGCGGUGGAGGAUUGAGCACAGAAUAUUCACCCGGCGGCGGUGCAGCAUCAUCAGCCGAUGUUGUCUGCUCCCUGUACAUGCAGCAGAAGAAGACAAAUCUGUCAACACAAACACAGAACCCGUCGUACAAUGGAAUCAGCCUUGCAGAACCGAGAGUCCUUCCCACCAUCACUACCACCACCAGCAGCACAGGCAGUCCCAUUUUGCAGCCAUCUCUGACAAAUGGACAUGCCAUGGACCAAGUGCAGCGGCAGCAGUCGCCAGAAAACCAGCAUCUGCAAUCAUCGCUGCUGCCCCCACGAAAUGUGCUCAGCAUAUCCACAGUAUUGAUCGCCAAUGAGGCAGCAGAUUCCCAACAGAGCUCCGCGAUGGCCAACGCCGCCGGCGGCACUGGCUCCGCCGGUAUAGGUGGCGGCGGUGGAGGAGGUGGCGGCGGUACGCCCGGAUCACCGCUCAGUAGCUCCCCGUCCAGCGCAUCACAGCAGGCAGCAGCUGCCGCCGUCGGAUUGACCCUGAAUGGCAGCGCCAACGAGGGCAGCAUGUCGGGUAAUACAUCGCCGGUGGCCAGCGGUGAACCGCUCCUGCAGACGCCGCCCACCCUUCAGCAGCAGCAGCAGCAGCAGGCACAGCAGCAGGCACAGCAGCAACAGCAACAGCAGCAGCAGCCACUCCUGUGCAGCAGUCCCACAUCCGUGCAAUCGGCCGCCACAUCGGUCACGGGCAGCUCGAUAUCAAGCGGUGCCCUGGCAGCCACAAGCAGCAGCGGUGUUGGCCUUCUGCCCACCACCGGACUGGAUAGCAUGGCCAAUGGUGCCAACAAUGGGGGCGUUGUGCCGGCCAGCACAUCACAGGUUAUUGCCCAUCUGAAUGCAGCUGCUGCCGCGGCCAGUGGCAUUAUGACAACAUCGAUGCAGUCACCCACCGCAGCAGCAGCAGCCGCAGCAGCGGCCACUAGUCUCAGCAGCGCCCUAGUCCCGGCCCAGUCGGUGCCCUCGGUGGCCGCCGCCGUUGCCGCCGCAGCCUCCCUUGAUGCCAAGAGUCAGCCCAAGCGGCUGCAUGUCUCCAAUAUACCGUUUCGCUUCCGGGAUCCCGAUCUAAGAGCCAUGUUUGGGCAAUUUGGCACCAUUCUGGAUGUGGAAAUUAUAUUCAACGAGCGCGGCAGCAAGGGAUUCGGUUUUGUAACAUUCGCUAACAGCAACGAUGCAGAACGAGCACGCGAACGUCUACACGGCACCGUGGUUGAGGGACGCAAAAUCGAGGUGAAUAACGCCACUGCACGUGUACAAACCAAAAAAGUGACAACAGUACCCAACGUUGUACUGACCAAAGAUGGUGCCAUACCGGCCCCAGCUCUAGGUGAGCCAAAAUCUAAAAACAACCAAAAAAUAAAACCCAAAAUGAAAAAAUGCAUAAAUCCUUUUUGUUUUUUGGUAAUUCGUUUAUGUGCCUGCCGGAAAAAUAAACCAUAAACUAAGACACGAAUGCUUGCUGCUUGCAGCUUCCGAACUAUAUCCCUCCGUUCCUCUCUAUAU